UCUCUCAUCCUCCUCUAUAUGUCAUCUAAAACCAGCAGCUUCGCUUCCUUACCUCUUCCAAAAAAAACAGCAGUAGAACAAACAAAUGUAGAGGCGAUCGGGCAUUGGAUCAAAUGGCGACCGAGAAGGGAGAGGUGCUGCUUCUGGACUUAUGGGUCAGCGUGUUCGGGCAGCGGUGCCGGAUCGCGCUGGCGGAGAAGGGGGUGGAGUACGAGUAUAGAGAGGAGAGUCUUCUCGACAAGAGCCCGUUGCUGCUGAAGAUGAAUCCCAUCCACAAGAAGAUCCCGGUGCUUAUCCACGACGGCAAGCCUGUCUGCGAGUCCCUCAUCAUCGUCCAGUACAUCGACGAGGUCUGGACCAACAACCCCCUCCUUCCUUCGGAUUCCUACGAACGCGCCAAGGCCCGCUUCUGGGCUGACUUCGUCGACAAAAAGAUCUAUGAAUGUGGGACAAAGCUAUGGAGGCUCAAGGGGGAGGCCCAUGAUGAGGCCAAGAAGGAUAUGAUUGAGAUCUUGAAGCUUUUGGAGGGUGAACUUGGAGACAAGAAGUACUUUGGAGGAGAAACCUUUGGUUUUAUGGAUAUAGCAUUUGUACCUUUCACAGCCUGGUUCUAUUCCUACGAGACCUUGGGCAACUUCAGUACUGAGAAUGAGUGCCCCAAGUUGGUGGCGUGGGCCAAGAGGUGCAUGGAGAGGGAGAGUGUGACCAAGUCCCUUCCUCAUCCAUACAAGGUCUAUGAGGUCGUCGUCAAGCUUAAGAAGAGGUUUGGAGUAGAGUAGAGAAAGGUCAAAAAGGUAUAUGGAUGAAAAGAUGAGAUUUUCCUUGUAUUUUGAGCUAUUUUAUUUGUUUGUGGCCAAAUUUGGAGGCUGGAUGCAAGCAUUCUAUUGCCUUCCAUCUCCCAUGCUAUGGUCUGUAUCUUCUAAAUGAAGUAAUGUAUUAUAGUCUGAAAUUCAAAUCGAACAUGUGUGACAUGAAAUCAUUGUUAGGGCAUGUAUGAUGUUGCUUCUGUUGUACAAGAAAACAGAAUGAGCUAGAUUUUCAAGCUUCUC
Messenger RNA from Elaeis guineensis (African oil palm), 1049 nucleotides. Its product is annotated as probable glutathione S-transferase. The record is from RefSeq and is a predicted model, not a curated record. Lineage: Eukaryota; Viridiplantae; Streptophyta; Magnoliopsida; Arecales; Arecaceae. Gene Ontology annotation, cellular component: cytoplasm. Gene Ontology annotation, molecular function: glutathione transferase activity. Gene Ontology annotation, biological process: glutathione metabolic process.